GGAAGGGCGACCCAAGCUCUCCCUACGCCGCUUUUUCUCAGCCAUGGGUCUGAACAGCAUGGGAAAAAUGGUGAAGGGCAGCCGGUCCAGCAGCAUGGAGCACCUCUCGCUCUCCUCAGCCAGAGCUUCUCCAAGCCCAACUCACAAAGGCCAAACUCUGUUGCAGAGAACGCCCUCUCUACAGGCCCUCCAUACUGAGUCUCCUCUUGCUCAGUUGCGUAAAGCUUCUUCUGUACAGAGCCUGCAGUCUCCAAAGAAGAAAUAUGAGCGCUCAACUGUCCUCGGAGAGCUUCAUUUGCCUCUUAUUCUGGGACCCAGGGAUCUUCAUGUUAAAAAAGGAAUGGAAAACUUAGACGCAGCUCAAAUUUCAGGGCCAAUGGGACGAAUUAUCCAGACUUUUCCUGAUAGCUCUUUGUUGUUAGAGCUCACUAGACCACUCAAUGCACCAUUCGGCUUUGUCAUCUCUAGAGGAAAAGGUCGACCGGACUCAGGAAUAUAUGUAGAACAAGUGGGAGGCAGCGUCACGGAGAACAUCUACACCAGCCUUCUGGGAGUAGGGGAUGAAAUCCUCGAGGUAAACGGAGAGAAGGUGACUGGACUGAGCCUCGAUCAGGUCACCUGUCUGAUGACCCGCGAGAGUACGGCUACUGUCCGGAUCCUUCCACAUCGCUGGAUUCAGCACUGAACUGAAAAUCCAAUACCAGCUACUAUUUUUACAUUUUUAUGGAUGGAAUGUGCACCAAGUCCAUGUUUAUGCUGUUACUAUAGAAAAAAUAAUUGCUGUCCAAUCCAAAUAAAUCACCACCUUAUGACCAAACAGAUCUGAGUAUUCAGCAGUGUAAAAAGAUAACAUAGCUAAUGAGGCUUGAAAUGCAUUAAGGCUAAUACAAGUAUAUACCUCGGCUACCAAUCUUAAGCUCUUGUGAACAUUCAGUAUUAAUUAGCGUUAGAGGGCAUUUGAUUUAGAAUUAGGGUUCUCUGUGUAUUGGUUAGUUUUCUUUCUGCUGUAGUCCUUUCUGCUCUAAGGAGAUUCUAUUGUUUAUGUCUAUACAGUUUUACCUCAGCAAUGACGCU
This is a messenger RNA of Hemibagrus wyckioides, 1074 nucleotides long. RefSeq lists its product as uncharacterized. Gene Ontology annotation, cellular component: cell cortex; nucleus; apical plasma membrane. Gene Ontology annotation, molecular function: protein kinase C binding. Bases 44 to 685 code for a protein of 213 amino acids. Gene Ontology annotation, biological process: regulation of cellular localization; centrosome cycle; establishment or maintenance of cell polarity. NCBI's taxonomy places the organism in Eukaryota, Metazoa, Chordata, Actinopteri, Siluriformes, Bagridae. The record is from RefSeq and is a predicted model, not a curated record. The transcript has 4 exons.